AUGACUGUUCACGCGAACCAUAAUAGCAGCGGCUUUGCGACUCGUGCUGUGCACGCCGGCUCUCCCCAUGACCAGACGACUGGUGCGGUGAUCCCUGCCAUCUCUCUUUCUACAACUUUCGCCCAGAAAAGUGUAGGUAACCCUGUGGGUGCCUACGAGUACACCCGAAGUGCGAAUCCUAACCGUGAUAAUUUUGAAACUGCCAUCGCAGCACUGGAAAAUGCGAGAUAUGCCCUUGCUUUCGCAUCUGGGUCGUCGACUACUGCUGUUAUUCUCCAGUCCCUCCCAAUCGGUUCUCACGUCGUCUCGGUGGCUGACGUGUACGGCGGAUCCCAUCGGUAUUUCACCCAAGUAGCCAAUACUCAUGGUGUUGAAAUAUCAUUUACUCCUCAUCUAGAGGAUGACUUGGAGAAGCUGAUUCAGCCUGGCAAGACUAAGCUCGUCUGGGUUGAGACACCAUCGAACCCAACCCUUGGCCUGGUGGAUCUUCGCAAAGUCGCCUCCAUUGCUCACUAUCACGGAAUAUCCCUGGUUGUUGACAACACUUUCUGCAGCCCCUACGUCCAGAACCCACUGUCUCACGGCGCAGAUAUUGUCGUGCACUCUGUUACCAAGUAUAUCAAUGGGCAUUCGGAUGUCAUUAUGGGCGUAGCUGCUUUCUACUGCCCAGUUUGGAAGGAGCGUUUAACAUUCCUUCAAAAUGAAAUCGGUGCUCUGCCAUCCGCAUUCGACUGCUGGCUAGCUCACCGGGGCUUAAAAACCCUACAUCUACGCUCGCAGGCUGCUUGCAAGAAUGCCACGGCUAUCGCACUUGCAUUAGAGGUAUCUGAAGAUGUCAUCUCUGUCCUAUAUCCGGGCAUCGAGCCACACCCUCAAAGAGACGUUGCAAUUCGCCAGCACCGUGAUGGUAUGGGUGGAGGCAUGUUGAGUUUCCGCCUGAAGGGUGGCCGCAUAGCAGCACAUGAAUUCUGUCAGAAUACAAAGAUAUUUACCCUUGCAGAGUCAUUGGGUGGGAUUGAAUCUCUAUGUGAAGUCCCUGCAGGCAUGACUCAUGCGGGUAUCUCCGAGAAAGAGCGAGAGAGGUCGGGUGUUUACGACGAUCUCGUCAGACUUAGCUGCGGCAUUGAAGACACCAAGGACCUUAUUCUUGACGUUCAACAAGCAAUCAAGGUUGCAACAAACUCUACUUUUAACCGGAGAUCUAUAAACAGAUCAUAA
Penicillium cataractarum is the source of this 1218-nucleotide messenger RNA. RefSeq names its product trans-sulfuration enzyme family protein. Lineage: Eukaryota; Fungi; Ascomycota; Eurotiomycetes; Eurotiales; Aspergillaceae. The record is from RefSeq and is a predicted model, not a curated record. Gene Ontology annotation, molecular function: pyridoxal phosphate binding; cystathionine gamma-lyase activity. The transcript is spliced from 4 exons. The coding region runs from base 1 to 1218 and encodes 405 amino acids. Gene Ontology annotation, cellular component: cytoplasm. Gene Ontology annotation, biological process: transsulfuration.